GGCAGCGCAGCGCACCAGCCAGAUAAACUAGCUAACACGGGAUUAAGGGACUUUAGUUAAUGAUGACACAAUUAUUUAUGAAAGAAAACGACUGUCGCCGCACCUGCUUUUUCGCUCGGAGAUCCACUGUUUCUCUGGGUAAAAACAGCAGAAAGGACAGGGUCGAUUUUUAUCGAAACAGACAAGAAUUUGCAAUGGGGUUUGCUUACUAGCUAGACUUGCUAACGUCAAGCAGCCGGCUAAUGAUCAAACCGCACCACCAAACAGACGUAAAGUGAUAGACACCGGAAGUAACCUUACCUUGUAGGAAGAUAAACUAUCUCCAGAUUUCCAUUGCGAUAGUUUGGUGCGAACAUGGAAGGCGCUCUGGGAGAUUUGAUGGAGCAGGAAGGAUAUGACGGCAGCGACAAACCACCGUCGUCCCUCAAAGCCCCUUUCCGUUCCACUCGGCUUCACAUCCAGAGAAGCAGUGUCUGCUCCCGGGCUUAUUUUGUGGUGGUCAUGGUCUUCUUUCAUGUAUAUAUCUUGAAUGUUAUCGGCCUGCUGCUGUACGUGCACUACAACAACGGCCCCGGAGACGGGGCCACCCCAGCAUCAGUCAGCGAGGGCGGCCCCCCUCUGCCCCAGCCUGCCCCGGACUCCAGAGAGCUACAUGUGGAGGACUACAGUCAGAGCUUCAGUCUGCCUCGUAUUGAGGGGAUACGGGUGGGUCAUGUUCAGCAGGUGUCCCUCGUGCCAGACAGGACACAUGAGAUGAGGACGAUGAGCCUGAAACCUCUGCUUUUUGAGAUCCCUGGCUUCCUGUCAGAGGAGGAGUGCCGUGUGGUGGUGCAGCUGGCUCAGCUCAAGGGUCUGAUGGAGAGCCAGAUGCAACGACCCAGCCAGGGACAAGAGGAGUCAAACCAGCCACUCCUUUCCCUCAGCACAGAGGAGGUCUUCAGUCUGUUGGACCUGAACCAGGAUGGGCUGCUGCAGAAGCAGGAGAUUGUGAGUCACUCACACUCUCAAGAUGGAACUUGGUUGAAUCCAGACAACUUGCGGGAGAUACUUUCCAGUCUGGAAGCCUGCCCAACAGGGAUGCUUACCUUGGAAGACUUUAGACGUGUUUAUGAUGUGUCCCAGCGCCCAGGACAACAGCGAAGCGGGAAGCUCAGGAGUCACUUCAAACAGAGAAACAAACAUACGUGGCUUCACCAGGGCCCGGGAUCCCACCAUGUGCUGCAGACACUCAGGAAGAGAGUAACCAGUCUGACCCGUCUGCCCUCUGCAUUGGUUGAGCUGAGUGAGCCGCUGCAGGUGAUUCGUUAUGAGCAUGGAGACUUCAGUAACGCCCACCAUGAUAGCAGUCCUUCUCAUCCAGAGACUACCUGUGCACACACACGACUGGCCGGAAACAAGUCUGCCCUCACAGAAGUCUCAUGCAGGUAUCUUACCGUGUUAUUCUACCUCAGCUCUGUAGAGGAAGGUGGUGAGACCACUUUUCCUGUGGCAGACAACCGUACCUAUGAAGAGGAGGCGCUGGUUCAGGAUGGAGUUGAUUUGACAGAUACUCAGGAGACAUGUGGAAGAGGGAACGUGAGAAUAAAACCUACUGCUGGGACAGCUCUCCUCUGGUACAACCAUCUCUCUGAUGGCAGAGGUUGGAUGGGUGAGCUGGAUGAGUAUUCCCUCCACGGCGACUGCCCAGUCAGGCGUGGGUUGAAGUGGAUGGCCAACAGCUGGGUAAAUGUGGACCCAGAUUACCAGCAGCAGGCCCGCUACCAGAGACUAGUUGCUCAAAGGCAUCGAGCUAAGUCGGGCAUGGAGGAGCAUUACCAACCGUUCUCACACAGCGACCUCCACCAGGAUUUAUAACCAGGCUUUUUUAAUGACAUGACAAAUUGAACAUAAUUUUAAAACAGAGUCUGUUUUGUAUCUGUGAAGCCAGUGAGGGCUGACAGAUGUUUUCAUAGUGUCAGAUGCUGUAGUCGAUAUGGAAAGUGCACAAAACAGCAUCUCAGAUAUCUCCUCCUUUUAGUACGGGUGUUUUCUCAUAUGGUCCUUUUUAGACAAACCAAACUGACGUCGUCUUAAUAUAGAACAAAAAGUGGACCAACAGAAAGGGGACCAUGUUCUUUUUGGAGACAUACGAUCAGUUCAUUUGAAAGACGUCAUCAGCUCUGGUGGGGCAUCAGUACUUUUUAUGUUCACACUGUAGUUCCUCUGGAGCUUAGACAUUUGCUGCUUUGGAUAUUUAUAUAUAUUUAAUAAUAAGAAUAAUUACAUUGGCAGAGAAAGAGAGAGAGAGAGAGAGAGGUGGUAAAUUUGGUUGUAAAGUACUUUAUGCUUUUUUUUUUUUACUUUGAUUCAGCACUGCAUCAUGCUCAUGAAGCCCUUUGCUUUUAUGCUGAAAGUUGAGGAAAACUCUAGAUUUUCUGUGCAUUGUAGACAGUCGCCAAAACUACUCCUCUUCUUCCUCCUUGCUGGCAUUACCAGCGGACAUGGUUAGCAUCCCAGUGCAAUAGCAUGUCAUUUAGAGGACUAAGAUACAAAGGCAAAGCAAACCUAAAGCACUUUUUGUUCACAGUGCAUAAGUUAAGUUAUUGUGGUCUGUGUUCGUCUGAGUGUUCACAUAGGCGCAUGAAAAUGCUGACUCACCACUCUAAGUCUGCCUGUAGGGUUAAAAGGGACCAUGUAUGAAAACACCCUAAAUCUCUCUUUUAUAUUAUGUGUCUCAAGCGAAUGCUUGGAUAUCUAUAAUUACUUAAUACAUAAGUGUGUUUCAUUUCAAAUAGAUUUUUAUAAGUAAUUGUGGUUGGCAGAUACCAAGGUUUCAUCACAAUGUAUUUAUGAUACAUAAAUAACAAAUACACAUGAAUUACACAGAGUAACUGCCAUCCUUUGUUUAAUCGCAUCUUAAAUAAGAUAUAACUUAUUGAGGAUAACAGAUAUAUAUGGAUGCCGUGAUGUGAGCUUGAAAAAGAUGCAGUCAUGUCUAAGAGACAAGCCUGCUUACCUGCCUCCCAAAUUAGUUUUACUAGGCAGCUGCCCCCAUUCCAGGCCAGUGUUAUUUAUUGUUAUAGAAUUAAAGCCUUUGUUAAAAGCCAUAUACCAACAUUAAUGUGUGAAUGUGUUCCCGAGGGAGAUAUUUGUGAGAUUAUUAAUGUGUAUGCUGUUCUUUAGUUUCCAGAGCUAAUGAGCCUUUAUCAUGAAAUGUUUAUUUAAUGAGGGUUUGCCGCAUCUACUAUAAGUGCAGGGCUGUUCUUGACUGGACAAAUAAUAGCUUGCCACACUGGCUGUGGGAGGCCAGGUUUUCAGGUGUAAUUCUUUGAUAUUUUUGUCUUUCUUAUCUUCAUAACUCAAAAAUAUUUAAUUGUUUCAGAGUAUUUAUUUAAGUGUUAUUUAUUACCACCAUUUGGUGAUUUAAGUUAAAGGAAUGCAUAUUUAUUACUGCUUGAUGUUGCACUGAAUCUGUUACUG
This is a messenger RNA of Plectropomus leopardus (leopard coralgrouper), 3459 nucleotides long. Its product is annotated as transmembrane prolyl 4-hydroxylase-like. Lineage: Eukaryota; Metazoa; Chordata; Actinopteri; Perciformes; Serranidae. Gene Ontology annotation, biological process: peptidyl-proline hydroxylation to 4-hydroxy-L-proline. Gene Ontology annotation, cellular component: endoplasmic reticulum. Gene Ontology annotation, molecular function: L-ascorbic acid binding; procollagen-proline 4-dioxygenase activity; iron ion binding. The record is from RefSeq and is a predicted model, not a curated record.